This is a messenger RNA of Equus quagga, 2665 nucleotides long. It is a transcript of the gene PCGF2, whose product is annotated as polycomb group ring finger 2. The record is from RefSeq and is a predicted model, not a curated record. Gene Ontology annotation, cellular component: PRC1 complex. The coding region runs from base 348 to 1385 and encodes 345 amino acids. NCBI's taxonomy places the organism in Eukaryota, Metazoa, Chordata, Mammalia, Perissodactyla, Equidae. Gene Ontology annotation, molecular function: promoter-specific chromatin binding. The transcript has 11 exons. Gene Ontology annotation, biological process: negative regulation of transcription by RNA polymerase II.
CGGGCCUGCUUCUCGCGUCUCCGCCCCACCCCCGCCAGCCCCUAUCCUCGCUCGCCCCGUCCGCCUUUCUUUCUCCCUUUUUUCUCUCCCCUUUUCCCUUUCCUCCCUUCCAAGAUGGCCGAAGCGGAUUCCCCCUUUUAACGAUUUGGCGUCUCCCUCGACCACCACCUCUUUGUGUCGCAGCCCCCUCGUAGACCUGCUCCCGAGGACUGGGCGCCCCGCCCCCUCCCCGAAACACCUCGGCAGAGCCUCUUUCUCCGCGGAACACCCCUCCGUGGGCCCCGCCGAAAGUUUGGCUUUAGGGAAGGGUGACGCUCCCCAACCCCCCUGCCCCCCACCCCGGCAUCAUGCAUCGGACCACACGGAUCAAAAUCACAGAGCUGAACCCUCACCUCAUGUGUGCCCUCUGCGGGGGGUACUUCAUCGAUGCCACCACCAUCGUGGAGUGCUUGCAUUCCUUCUGCAAAACCUGCAUCGUGCGCUACCUGGAGACCAACAAGUACUGCCCCAUGUGCGAUGUGCAGGUCCAUAAAACCCGACCGCUGCUGAGCAUCAGGUCUGACAAAACCCUCCAAGACAUCGUUUACAAAUUGGUCCCCGGGCUUUUUAAAGAUGAGAUGAAACGACGGCGGGAUUUCUAUGCAGCGUACCCCCUGACAGAAGUCCCCAAUGGCUCAAAUGAGGACCGUGGUGAGGUUCUGGAGCAGGAGAAGGGGGCUCUGAGCGACGAUGAGAUUGUCAGCCUCUCCAUUGAGUUCUACGAAGGUGUCAGGGACCGGGAGGAGAAGAAGGGUCCCCUGGAGAAUGGGGAUGGGGACAAGGAGAAGCAGACAGGGGUGCGCUUCCUGCGAUGCCCAGCAGCCAUGACUGUGAUGCAUCUUGCCAAGUUUCUCCGCAACAAGAUGGAUGUGCCCAGCAAGUACAAGGUGGAGGUUCUGUAUGAGGACGAGCCACUGAAGGAAUACUACACCCUCAUGGAUAUCGCCUACAUCUACCCCUGGCGGCGGAACGGCCCUCUCCCCCUCAAGUAUCGUGUCCAGCCGGCCUGCAAGCGGCUCACCUUGCCCACAGCACCCACUCCCUCCGAGGGCACCAACACCAGCGGGGCGUCUGAGUGUGAGUCAGUCAGCGACAAGGCUCCCAGCCCUGCCACCCUGCCGGCCACCUCCUCCUCCCUGCCCAGCCCAGCCACCCCCUCCCAUGGCUCUCCCAGCUCCCACGGGCCCCCAGCCACCCACCCUACCUCCCCCACUCCCCCUUCGACAGCCAGUGGGGCCACCACAGCUGCCAACGGGGGCACCUCGAACUGCCUGCAGACACCAUCCUCCACCAGCAGGGGGCGCAAGAUGACUGUCAACGGAGCUCCUGUGCCCCCCUUAACUUGAGCAAAGGGACCCUCUCCCUUCUUUGCCAGCCACGCCUCUCCACUCCUCCACUUUUUCUGGGCCCAUUUUUCCACCUCUUCUACUUUCCCCAGCUCCUCCCACCUUAGGGGUGGGAGGCGGGUUUUAUAAAUAAAUCUAUAUAUAUAUGUACAUAGGAAAAACCAAAUAUACAUACUUAUUUUCUAUGGACCAACCAGAUUAAUUUAAAUGCCACAGGAAACAAACUUUAUGUGUGUGUGUAUGUGUGGGGAUGGGGGUGUUCAUUCUUAGGGGGUCUUGUGUAAUUUGCUCUGCUCUCUUUCGGGGGAUGCCUGGAGGACCACUUGAGGCCCAGGAAAGCUCUACUCCAUCCUCCUCCUGUUUCCCAGGGCAGAUGAGGUGUUGGGGGGCCCCACCAGCCCCCAAAGUUUUAGGCACAACUAACUGGCUGUGUAUGGGGUCCACCUUCCCUCUCCCCAUCAUGGCUGCCAUCCUGUCCCAACCAGUCCCCUACACCCACCCCCGGCCAUUGUUGAAUGUCCACAGAAUUGCUAAGACAGUGCCUUUUACCAAUGCAGUUUAUCCCUGGUUCUGAGGAGCGAGUGGGCGGUGGAGAUGGCAUCUCCCUUACCUCCUCCUCUUACAGUGGAAACUUUGUGCAAAGAAUAGAUAGUUCUGCCUUUCUUUCUUUUUCCUGUGUGUGUGGCCUGUGCAUCAUUUAUCUUGUGGAAGAGAAGAUUCAGGCCACGGGAGGCCUCGGCCCUUGGAAUUCCACUGUGGCUUUAGCAUUGUGAACCACUUCGCCCCUCCUGCCCCCACCCAGGAACCCACGCUAGCAAGGCUGGUGGUCAAGUCUCACUUGGGGGCCGAGAGGGGAGAGGUGGAGCGGGGUUAAUGUUGGAUAAGCACAGACCCCAGAUUUUGCCAAAGGCAAACAGCCCUCUAGUUCCCUCGCCACCCUCAGCUGAGGCUGAGUCAGGAAAGAGUGACAGAGGCUUCUAAAAGCACAAGAAGACAGAAGCCUGUAAGCUCUGACCUCCCCUUCAUCCUGAGAGGUCAGUGGUUUGUCCCCUGGGCAGACCCCACCAGAUCCCUGCCCACCUGUUUUUCCUCCACUGUACAUAGAGCAGAUCGCGGAGGAGGCCAGACUCUUUCAUAACCUGGGUUUUUGGGGUGGGGAGCCCCCGACGGGUUUGUCUGUGUUUGCACCCUGUCGUGUGUCUGAGGUGCUGUGGCUGUCCCCUCCUCCUGCCCUGGGCCAUUUGUAUCUCCUGGCUUUGUAAUAAAUGCUGCAUACUCUC